Molecule: messenger RNA, 887 nt
Organism: Eutrema salsugineum
Lineage: Eukaryota; Viridiplantae; Streptophyta; Magnoliopsida; Brassicales; Brassicaceae
Product: glycine-rich cell wall structural protein
Exons: 1
Coding region: 76-645 (189 amino acids)
Source: RefSeq, a predicted model, not a curated record
GAAACGCAUUGUAAAACCUCAACGAUAAAUAGAAUAUAUAAAAUAUAUAUAGAGAGAGAGAAGAGAGAGAGAGAGAUGUCGAGAGUUUUGUCAGUCGUCGUUUGUGUCUUGCUCGCCAUGUUAUUCGUUCAUGCACGUGCUCGUCAAGUGCCGAGUGGUCAGUUUGAUGAGGGCAAGACGACGACAGGUGACGAUGCAACAACAACAACCCUCGUGCAUGCAAACGCAGCUGGUAAAUUACCACCAAAAAAUAUCGGUGACAAAAAAUGCAUCGGAGCAGUAGGAGGAGUCGGUGGAUUCGCCGGAGUUGGUGGCUACGCUGGCGUGGGAGGUAUCGGUAAAUACGGUGGCAUAGGCGGUGCAGCUGGAAUCGGUGGCUUUCAUGGUCUAGGCGGUGUAGGAGGCGGUCUAGGUGGUGUUGGAGGUCUUGGUGGAGCUGGAGGUGGAAUUGGUGGUGGUAUUGGUAAAGCAGGUGGUAUUGGUGGUAUUGGCGGUCUAGGCGGAACCGGAGGUGGUUUAGGCGGUCUAGGCGGAAUUGGUGGUGGUGGUAUCGGUAAAGCAGGUGGUAUUGGUGGUGUUGGCGGUAUCGGCGGUGGACACGGCGUGGUCGGUGGCCUUGGCGGCGGGAUCGUUCCACAUCCUUGAUGACGAUAUGAAGCUUUGGUGGAGAGAGUUUUUGUUUGUUAGGGUUUAAUUAAGGAAUAAUUAAUUAGUUCGGAUGUCUUUGUUGGUCUUUUUCAUUGGGUGAUCAUUAGUGUGACUGAUGACAUAUUUUCUCGUUUGCUUCAAAUUCGGCCUUCGUGUUAUGUAAUGUGUGACUCUCUAUAUAUGUUUAAUCGUUUAUCAUUAGUUACGGUUCAUUUUGGUUAACUAUGAUGUUCUUUCUU